Sinocyclocheilus grahami is the source of this 3225-nucleotide messenger RNA. RefSeq names its product pseudouridine-metabolizing bifunctional protein C1861.05. NCBI's taxonomy places the organism in Eukaryota, Metazoa, Chordata, Actinopteri, Cypriniformes, Cyprinidae. The transcript is spliced from 18 exons. The coding region runs from base 737 to 2842 and encodes 701 amino acids. The record is from RefSeq and is a predicted model, not a curated record. Gene Ontology annotation, cellular component: cytoplasm. Gene Ontology annotation, molecular function: hydrolase activity, acting on glycosyl bonds; pseudouridylate synthase activity; kinase activity.
UGCUUUUUCCUUAUUCUCAAAUGUAUAGGCAAGAUUUAUAUUUGUCUACAAAACUAAUUUCAAGCAGUUCAUUCAGUCAGCUAAGUGAGUCUAUGAAUGAAAGUGGCCUCGAGUUAUGAAACCUCUUACAGAAAAUAGAAGACAAAAAUCCUAUAGCAAAAAAAAUGUAUUAAAAACAAACAAAAAAUCUCUAUAUUCGUAGAUAUUACCGUUGUAAACCUAAAAAGCCCUUGUAUAUCCCCCAUCUGACAGAAAUUAUGAGUAAAAGGCGAUUCUCAACUAGUACAAACAGACCCAACCGGAUCAAAGUUCAACCUAGUGGAGUCCAGCCGAAAAGCAAACAGCUUAAAUUGAGAGUUGAAUAUCCAGAAUAAAAAAAAUUGGAUUUAUUUAAGCCGAGUCGUGACUGAAGUCAAGUGCUACUAAAAGUGAGUAGCCUAGCGCGUGAGAAGCGUUUUAAUGAGCGAACGCAGCCUCGUUUCUGUCAGUCUUCAUUGAGCGACUGAAGUCCUGAAUUGUUUACUUGUCUUGGACCUGUGUGUUAGUUUUACGCUUAGUGUAUUUCUGUAUUUCAUAUUUUGAAACGUGCAGGAUUGUGACCAUUGCUUAUAUCAGCACGUCACAAUUGUCUCAAACAAAUUGUUCCCUUUGAAGUUUGUGGAAACUCUCCAGCACACGGGGGCUUGAUUGUAUUUUACUUUGCGAGUUUUGCUGACCUGAAGAUCAAGCUCUGAAGAUGUGGAGGUUGUCUGCGUUUCUUAGACGUUGCAUUACAACUUCCCCCAGCAGACAUCGCAAAAAAGACAGCCUGUUUAUCAUCCAUCCUAAUGUGAAAGAGGCUUUAGCGGAUCACAGGCCAGUUGUGGCUUUGGAAAGCACUAUUAUCACACAUGGAAUGCCUUAUCCUCACAAUCUCAGUACAGCAAAGGAAGUGGAGGCGAUUGUGAGGGCUGAAGGUGCCAUCCCUGCAACCAUUGGGAUUCUUGAGGGCAGCAUUCAUGUGGGCCUUUCUUCAGAUGAACUGGACUUCCUGGCACAAAGCAAAAUGGCACUAAAAGUGUCCAGAAGGGACUUACCUUAUGUCAUCAGCAAGGGUUUGUCAGGUGGCACAACUGUCUCCGGCACAAUGAUUACGGCUCACAAGGCUGGGAUUCCUGUUUUUGUAACUGGAGGCAUUGGAGGAGUACAUAGAGAUGGAGAAAACUCUCUGGAUGUGAGCGCAGACCUCACUGAACUGGGUCGAACCCCUAUUGCUGUUGUGUCUGCUGGGGUGAAAUCCAUCCUAGAUAUCGGUCGCACUCUUGAGGUCUUGGAAACUCAGGGUGUGUGUGUGGCCACAUAUGGAGAUUCAAAGAGCUUCCCGGCUUUCUUCUCUCAGCAAAGUGGAUUUACUUCUCCUUACCAUGUCUCCAGUCCUCAAGAAGCAGCGGAUCUUAUUGUUAGCACACUAUCUCUGGGGCUGCAAAGUGGUCUACUGUUGGCCAUUCCCAUCCCUGAGGAACAUGCAGCCACAGGACAACAGAUAGAAGAUGCCAUACAAACAGCUGUGUCGGAGGCCAGCUCAAAAGGUGUCACAGGAAGAGAUGUCACCCCUUUUAUCCUUCAGCGAGUCAAUGAGCUGACUAAAGGGAAGUCCUUGCAAGCCAAUAUAGCACUCAUCCAAAACAAUGCCAAGGUGGGCAGUCAGAUUGCAUGUGCCCUUUCUAAACAUAAAGAGAAAAGUGGAGGCAACUUCAGAGGUGACAUUAAAACCCGAAAAUCAAAGGACCAGAGAAUAGACUCCAACACUGUGAUUGUUAUUGGUGGAAUAAACGUUGAUUUCAUCGCUAAAGGAACAACAAAGAAAUUGGUGUUUGGUCAGACAAAUCCAGGAAGUGUUUGUCAGUCUUUUGGAGGCGUAGGCAGGAAUAUUGCUGACUGUUUAAGCAGAUUAGGGCACAAGCCUCUCUUCAUCUCUGCCAUUGGCAAAGACUCUCAUAGCGACGCUGUGCUAAACUAUUGUAAACACAUGGAUACAAGCGCAGUUGCCAGAUUACAGGACCAAAGGACUGCGACCUAUUGUGCUGUUAUAACUGAGUCUGGGGAGCUGAACCUGGGAUUGGGCGACAUGGACAUCCAUCAGCAAAUACAAGAGCAAUAUGUAUCUCAGUUUGAGGAUCAGCUUGCAUCAGCAUCUCUUGUAGUUCUUGAUGGCAACAUUCCCGUUUCAACCAUCGAUUACGUGUGCCAUAUCGCCAAGAAACAUGCAGUCCCUGUGUGGUUUGAGCCCACGGAUGCUGAUAAGGCCUGUAAGCCCUUCCUGUCAGAGAGCUGGAAAGCUCUAUCUUACACCUCCCCCAAUCUGGCUGAGCUCUGCACCAUGAAUCAUACACUAGGUCUGCCUACUCCUACAGAGUGGCCCAGAUCACUUGAGGAUGUGUUGGGCUGUGUACCGGCUCUCUCCCGCCCCCUGCUGGAGCAUCUGAAUUGUGUGGUGGUCACUUUAGGUGCGUUGGGUGUGAUGGUGUGUGGAGAACAUGAUGCUGGGACUGUGAAUUUGCAGCCACAAAAGCAAAAGCUGAAGGGACGGCUGUGUGCUGUUCAUUAUCCAGCGCUGGCUAUGAGCUCUAAAGAAACAGUAAAUGUGUCUGGAGCUGGUGACAGUUUUGCUGGAGCAAUGAUGGUGGGGAUCUUACAAAGGUUGGACACAGACAGCUGUGUGCGUAUGGGUCUCCUUGCCGCCCGCACAUCCUUGCUGUCUCCUCAUCCAAUAGAUCCAUCUCUGACAGCAGAUGCCAUCCAUCUGGAAAAGUCACACUCUCAACUGUGGUCAAAGCCUUCAUGUGUGUGGAUAGAGGACUGAAAUACAAUCAGAAAGAGAUUGAAGUCUUGUCAGCAAACAUCUACAGUCGUGAUGCAUCAGGCUGUACAUAUAGGUGGUACUUUUGUAGAGUUUUGCUACAAACAAACUCAAAUAUGGGUGCAUACCAAGGAGUGUCUGCAGACUUCACAUGUAAUGUAAUUAAUUGAAUUUGAGUAGAUUGAUUUAUUUUUUUAAAUGAAUGGGUCUAAACCUCUGUCACACUGAUCUUAUCUGUAGUAGUGGACACCUUCAGAAACAUGAAAAUCCUACCUCGUAACUGAAACAACUGUGUUUUUAGCAUUUUAUAGUAUUAUAACUCUUGUGUUUAUAAAUGACAGAGUUAAGACUUUUUUUAAUAACUAAUUUUUAAUUGUCAACUACAA